Molecule: messenger RNA, 2536 nt
Organism: Megalops cyprinoides (Indo-Pacific tarpon)
Lineage: Eukaryota; Metazoa; Chordata; Actinopteri; Elopiformes; Megalopidae
Product: zinc finger protein GLIS3-like
Exons: 11
Biological process (GO): regulation of transcription by RNA polymerase II
Cellular component (GO): nucleus
Molecular function (GO): methyltransferase activity; RNA polymerase II cis-regulatory region sequence-specific DNA binding; DNA-binding transcription factor activity, RNA polymerase II-specific
Source: RefSeq, a predicted model, not a curated record
AUGAAUGGGAAGACCUUCAACCUCAUGGUCUCCCCCACCAGUGUGCCCCCAUCUGUGGGCAUGAUCACUGGACAGCAGGUGCCCCCCAUCAGGUUCUAUGAAGAUAUUAAGUUUGAGUCCAAAGGCAAGAGUGAGGAUUACUACCAAUGUAACUCUGUUUCCGGGCCUUGCUGUGGGAUGUUGGGGCGACAUGGACAUUCAAAUCUGAUGGUGACCAACAGACCCAUGGCUGUGCAGAGCAUCGGCUCUGUCUCCUCACAGUCUGUCAAAGCGAAUAUCCUAUCUCCUCAUGCCCCACACUGCCUCCCACACACAGCUGACUUUGCCGGGCCCUACACUGAUGCCAGGUCUCUACUUUCAAGAGAGUCCCUGGCUUCUACAACCCUCAGCCUUGCGGAGAGUCAGGCAGCAUGGAGCAGCAGGCAGGAGUGGCCCUUUGGAUAUUGUGUGCUGCCUCCCCUGCCUCCUCAGCAAGACUCCAUCCGAGGAAGUGAGGGGGUGGACUUGCUGAGCCUUCCUCCUGGAACCGCCAGGUCUGGAGCCACCACCACCUCUAACUCUGCUUCCCUGCCCUCUUUCCUAUUUGGGGGUGACACAGCCAGCUGCACACAGCUCCCAAGCCCUUGCCACUCGGCCCACUCCAAAAAAAGGGCACUUUCCGUGUCACCUUUAUCUGAUGGUAUGGGUAUUGAUUUCAACUCAGUUAUCCGCACAUCCCCGACAUCACUAGUAGCCUACAUUAAUGGCUCUUGCAACUCCCCAGCCUCAUACCCUGUGGUCUCACCUAUGCAGUCUGAAGUGUAUGGGCACUUCCUUGGUGUGAGGGGCAGCUGUAUCCCUCUGGCGAACCCUGGCCAUCUUAGUCCCUGCCCCCCCAGCUUGUCUGAGACCAUGCUGGUCCUACAUCCCUCCAGUGAGCACCAUCCUGAAACUGAGUGCUCCCGCAUGCAGCAUCUGGAACUGAAGGGGGCGCUGGAGAGCAGUGUACAGUUGGUCAACAUGGUGGUUCAGCGGCAGAGCAGGGCUCUGCCACCACUUGCAGAGUGCAGGCAUCCUGUUCUCAGUGGCUUGCCUCCAUCUUCACCACAUCAACUGGAGCUGGCCAUUGUCAGGACACCCACCCCUCCCCAUGACCCACUACCACCUUACCACUCCCACCAGUACUUACCAAGAUCUGAAAGUGACUUUCUGGGGCACUCCCAAAUGCAUUUACCCAGCCUGCCCCUACAUCCUUGCCACAGUUCCCUUCCCAUGCAUCCGUGCCCCAUACUGGAGGAGGAGGGGGAACCGGAAGAUCCCAGUAAAGGGCACUGCUGCCGCUGGGUGGACUGCAGUGCUACUUAUGACCAGCAAGAGGAGCUAGUUAGACAUAUUGAAAAGCUGCAUGUUGACCAGCGCAAGGGCGAUGACUUCACUUGUUUCUGGGCCGGGUGUCCACGCAAGUGCAAGCCUUUUAACGCCCGCUACAAGCUUCUUAUCCACAUGAGGGUCCACUCCGGUGAGAAGCCCAACAAGUGCACGGUUGAGGGAUGUCAGAAGGCUUUCUCUCGGCUGGAAAACCUAAAGAUCCAUCUUCGCAGCCACACAGGAGAGAAGCCCUAUCUGUGCCAGCACCCCAACUGCCACAAGGCUUUCAGUAAUUCCAGCGAUCGUGCCAAGCACCAGCGCACCCACCUUGAUACUAAACCAUAUGCGUGUCAGAUCCUGGGCUGUGCAAAGCGCUACACAGACCCCAGCUCUUUACGCAAGCAUGUAAAGGCACACUCCUCCAAAGAGCAACAGACCAGGAAGAAGUUGAGGUCCAGUUUAGAACUAGACCAGAAUGCACUGACUGACUGUCUGACCAUCCAGUCACUGCAGCCCAGCACUUCCCCUCCAGACACAGGGGGCAGCACAUUGGGCCAGUUAGGGCUUGUCCAUGGCAUGAAUUCAGGUGCAUUCACCAGCAACAGCGUCACAGCAGUUAACCACAGCGUCACAGCAGCCAUGCCAAGUGCUGUUACAUUGGGCCGCCCCUCCCCUGGUAGAAUGGUGCAGCUAAGCUCCCUUCUGCAGGAUAACAGCAGCCCUGGGACACACAGACUUUCUGCCCUGCCAACCCCUCACCUGCAGCACUGUUCAGAGUCACACGAAAAGACCUGUGUCCUUCGGCUGAUGGAGUCCAUCCUGCUGGUGGCCUUGGAUGCACAGCCUCUCACCAUCAAGGGUACUGAGGUGGAGUGGGCCGACAGUCACAAGUUUCUAGGCCUUCACAUGUCGAAAACCCUCUGCUGGGCCAUAAACACUGUGACAAUAGUGAAGAAAGCACAGCAGUGGCUUUACUUCAUCAGGCUGCUGAAGAAGGUCGGACUCAGAUGUCAGUCCCUCAUCCAGGCCUACAGAGCACUCAUUGAGAGCAUUCUCAACAGCGGCAUCACUGUGUGCUUUGGACACACUACCCAGGCUGAGAGGAGAUCUCUUCAACAAGUCAUCAAAACUGCAGAGAGAUUCAUUGGCUCUGACCUCCCCUCCAUGGACACACUCUACACACAGCGCU